Molecule: messenger RNA, 714 nt
Organism: Kazachstania africana CBS 2517
Lineage: Eukaryota; Fungi; Ascomycota; Saccharomycetes; Saccharomycetales; Saccharomycetaceae
Gene: SCS3
Product: Scs3p
Exons: 1
Coding region: 1-714 (237 amino acids)
Biological process (GO): lipid storage; phospholipid biosynthetic process; lipid droplet organization
Cellular component (GO): endoplasmic reticulum membrane
Source: RefSeq, a predicted model, not a curated record
AUGAUGAAGCUGAAAGUACAAAGAUAUAGUUUGUUAGUAUGCCCGGUUACCAUUUUGGCAUCCCGGUUGUUACUGACUCAAAGACAUGUAGAUAAAUGGUCGCUAGUAAAUCAGCUCCUUAUCAAAAAUGGUUGGUUUUGGACUACAGUGGUGACCACGGUGUGUGUGUUACGUUAUUCACGUAACUAUGCAGAUACGGUUAGGAAAUACAGUGUACUUUCUCUAUGGUGGUUUUUAUUUACUCAAGACAAUAUGUUCUCGAACCACGCUAUUAUGGAUCUAAUAUUUGUAUGGACUGGUGGUAAAUGUGAUGGGGGAUCCACGAGUAGUAAACUUUUGAAAUCAUCGAAACAUUGCAAAAAAAUCGGUGGUAACUGGAUCAAUGGACAUGAUCCAUCGGGUCACAUUUUCUUACUUUCCAUAAUGACGACAUUUAUGAUUAAUGAGUUUUCGAAGAUACGAAGGGUCUCUAUGACACAAUUAAGGCAAGAUUUCGUGGAGACAGAUUGGAAUCUUGACAGACAAUUACCAGUCAAGAUCAUACUGUUCAUUUCAAACAAUCCUGUUAUUAUAAUGCUUUCUUUCAUUCUUUUAUGGUGGCAUAGCCUAGUAAUCACAAGUAUAAAUUACUACCACACACUCUCCGAACAACUUUCAGGACUACUCUUUGCAUACAUCAUCAUGGGACCUCUCUACCUUUUUCUUCCAAGCUAA